Molecule: messenger RNA, 2521 nt
Organism: Lactuca virosa
Lineage: Eukaryota; Viridiplantae; Streptophyta; Magnoliopsida; Asterales; Asteraceae
Source: the annotation of a GenBank genome assembly
AAAAUAUUUGAGGAAAGAGAGAGGGAGCCACGGGCCAGAGGGACGUUCGGUGACCUAUUUAUGUUUUAUGGUUCCGUGCUUCGUCUCAAGUCUCAACAACGUGCAACAGAUCUCCCUUUCUCUCUCUCUCUCUCUCUCAUUUACAUCUCUCUUCCAUUUUCCUUUUCCCUCUUUGAAAUCGGACUCAAACCUCAAGGAAUUGUGCCUGGGACGUUAUCAAUCGAAGAAAUUCAACCCAUAUUACUAUUAAAAUCAUCUAAGAUUUGUAUAAUAAACUCAUUUGUUUGAAUUUUUUCCUCCAAGAAACCAGAGGAUUUGUAUAAACCAAACAUCAACGAUGGAUGGUAUCUAUUUAAAGACAGGGUUUAUUGGGAUCACGACUCCGAUCACCGCAGCCGGCGAGAUUCGUAAAAACACAACUCAAAUUACUACCUCCGCCGUCAGCCGGACGACGGCAAAUGCGAUUUCAUCGGAGAAACCUUCAGUGUCAGGUUCCUCUGCUCCUCGGACAACAGGGCCGUGGGGUUUUUCUUUGAAAUUCCCUCUCCCUUCUUUGUUUGUCGGUAACCGAAACCGGUACGAUGCGUUGGCCGUCGACGACGCCGUUUCUGUCGAUAGAAACGAAGAAACGAAGGAAGAAAGCGAGAGUAACAAGGAAAACGAGAAUUGGGUGUUGAAGAUUCUCCAUGUGAGGUCUAUUUGGAAUGAAAGGAAGGAUGGUUUGAUUGAAGAGGAAGAUCGAGAAGGUAGAAAUCCUUUGGAUCAUCAAGACGAGGUUCCUUUAGAUGAUGCAGAAGAGUGUGAUGCAUGUAGCGUUGAUGAUUACGAUGACGCCCAAAUCGAAUUCGAUAAGGCUUCGUUUUCAAAACUUCUUAGAAGGGUUUCUCUUGCUGAAGCACGGUUGUAUUCUCAAAUGUCCUAUUUGGGGAGUUUAGCUUACUCCAUACCUCAAAUCAAGCCUGGGAAUCUCCUAAAACAUUAUAGACUCCGUUUUGUUACUUCAUCCCUAGAAAAGAAAGCCCAGUUGGCUGCAAAAGCAGAGAAAGAGAAGGCUUUAGACGGGGUGGUUCAGGAAGGAGAAGAUGACGCCAAAAAGAAAGAAGAUCAGACCUCGAAAGCUGAUGGGGUUGAAGAAGAUGACGAAGUAGAACAAACCACAGACACACAAAACAAGGUUGAAAACAAAGAAGAUAAUCGAGGUGGAAAUCUGAUAAAUCCUUCAAUAGCUUAUCAUAUUGCUGCCUCUGCUGCUUCCUACCUACAUUCUCAAACAAGAAGCUUUAUUCCUUUCACCAACAAUAAAUCAGACAGUGUUGGCAUGACGAAAGCAGAGGUUGCUUCAUUAAUGGCAACCACAGACUCAGUGACUGCUGUAGUUGCUGCUAAAGAAGAAGUGAAACAGGCUGUUGCAGAUGAUCUGAGCUCUAUGCAUUCAUCGCCUUGUGAUUGGUUCAUAUGUGAUGAUGAAGGUAGCACCACGAGAUACUUUGUGAUUCAGGGAUCCGAAUCACUUGCAUCAUGGCAAGCUAAUCUGCUUUUCGAACCUAUUGAAUUCGAGUCACUGGAUGUAAUUGUGCAUAGGGGUAUUUACGAGGCUGCAAAGGGGAUUUAUGAGCAAAUGCUCCCUGAAGUCCAUGAUCACCUUCAACGCCAUGGUGAUAAUGCAAAGUUUCGUUUCACAGGGCAUUCACUUGGAGGAAGCUUAUCUUUGCUUGUGAAUCUGAUGUUGUUGAUAAGAAACCAAGUCCCUCGUUCUUCGUUACUUCCUGUUAUAACAUUUGGAGCACCUUCAGUUAUGUGUGGAGGAGAUCGUCUUCUUCAUAAACUUGGAUUACCAAAAAGUCAUCUCCAAGCAAUCACUCUGCAUCGCGACAUUGUACCCCGCGCUUUCUCUUGCAAAUAUCCGACUCGCGUAGCCGAGCUUCUCAAAGCAGUCAACGGGAAUUUCCGGAAUCACCCCUGCCUCAAUAACCAGAAUUUAUUGUAUGCACCGAUGGGGGAGUUUUUGAUUCUGCAGCCAGAUGCGAAACUUUCACCGAGUCAUGAUCUUCUACCUUCGGGCAGCGGUCUGUACAUUUUGAGAUCUGAUGAUGUGAAUGUUUUAGAGGCAGAGAAGCAAAUGAGGGCUGCCCGGUCUGUGUUUUUGAAUACGCCCCACCCGUUAGAGAUCUUGAGUGAUCGAGCUGCUUACGGGUCUGAAGGGGCAAUUCAGAGAGACCAUGACAUGGUCUCGUAUUUGGUGUCGGUUCAGAGUGUCAUCCGUCAAGAGCUUAAACGUGUCAGGAAAGUCAGGAGAGAGCACAGGCGGCGUGCUUGGUGGCCCCUGGUGGUGCCACGUGGCGGUAUUGAUAUGGUGCCAGAUGGUCAAAAUCAGGCCACCAAGCUCAACCUCCUGGGAGGCGAGGCUUUGAAAAGGUUCACGAGUCUGAUUGCAUCUCAACAUAUGAACUUGCUUGUCAUACUGUUGCUUCCUGCAAGAUUGUUGCUUGUGGAGGCAAGUAAUGCCAUCAGGCUCGGAUGA